Messenger RNA from Dibothriocephalus latus, 1323 nucleotides. Lineage: Eukaryota; Metazoa; Platyhelminthes; Cestoda; Diphyllobothriidea; Diphyllobothriidae. The record is from the annotation of a GenBank genome assembly.
AUGAAACACUGUCUCAUAUCUUGGCUAUUUCUACACUUUGCUUCUUUUGUAGCCGACAUCGAGCUGGCCGAAUGGGGUCGCAGAGAAAUCGAGAUCGCCGAGAACGAGAUGCCUGGUUUAAUGAAGCUUCGUCAACAGUAUGGGGAAUCAAAACCACUUAAGGGCGCACGGAUUGCUGGUUGCCUUCACAUGACUGUACAGACAGCCGUGCUCAUUGAAACCUUGGUUUGUUUGGGUGCCAAGGUCCGAUGGUCGUCCUGCAACAUAUUCAGUACUCAGGAUCAUGCGGCUGCUGCCAUCGCCAAGACGGGUGUUCCAGUUUUUGCGUGGAAGGGUGAAUCCGAGGAGGAGUAUGUUUGGUGUAUGGAACAAACACUGGAAUUCGAAGAUGGUCCCUUGAACAUGAUUCUGGACGACGGCGGUGACCUAACAAAUCUCGUGCAUGACCGUUACCCUAAGUACCUUAGCGGCAUCAAGGGAAUUUCCGAAGAGACAACAACUGGUGUUCACAAUUUGUACAAACGCCUUGCUGCGGGCACCCUUAAGGUGACAUCUAUGAAUGUAAACGAUUCUGUCACAAAGAGUAAAUUUGACAAUCUUUACGGAUGCAGAGAAUCACUAGUGGAUGGCAUUAAACGAGCGACCGAUGUUAUGUUGGCGGGAAAAGUAGCGUUUGUGGCUGGUUAUGGUGAUGUUGGUAAGGGCUGCACCCAGGCCCUCAGGUUAUAUGGUGCGCGCGUUAUAGUGAGCGAAAUCGAUCCAAUAAACGCCCUACAGGCCGUAAUGGAGGGCUUCGAAGUUACGACAAUCGACGAAGCCUGCAAGGAGGCCAGAAUAUUCGUCACGGCUACCGGCUGCAAAAACGUCAUUCUCGGAAAACACUUUGAACAAAUGAAAGAAGACAGCAUUGUAUGCAACAUCGGACACUUUAACUACGAGGUCGAUGUGUCUUGGCUGGAUGAGAACUGCGUCGAAAAGGUCGAGGUAAAGCCACAGGUGCACCGCUACACUCUAAAGAAUGGUCGCCAUAUUAUCGUUCUAGCGGAAGGACGCCUGGUUAACCUGGGCUGUGCUCACGGUCACCCUUCUUUUGUCAUGUCGAACUCAUUUGUCAAUCAAGUUCUCGCGCAGAUCGAACUGUUUACGAAACCCGAAAAGUACCCUCUCGGCGUCCACUUCCUACCAAAGAAGCUCGACGAGGAGGUUGCAGCCGCGCAUUUAGAUCAGCUAGGCGUCAAGUUGACAAAACUUACCAAGGAACAGGCUGAAUACCUGGGUAUCAAUCCAGAUGGUCCUUUCAAGGCUGACCACUACCGCUACUGA